AUGGCUUCCGUGGGCAAAGCGCCGAGAGUGUCGCAUGUAUACAAAGCCAGGAGUACUGCUCAGUUUCGGAUUGCGGCAGUUACUGCUGGUAUGAACCUCCAAAAACGGCUGAACAUCGUACGUACUAAACUUGGCAAACUCCAACAGCGAUUGGAGACAUACAAACUAAGCAUGUGGGGCGAAAGUAGCCUACGACAUCGCACCUUAUCCCUCCUUAGUGGCCUAUUUGUAUCAGAUAACUGGCCACCGGCGCCAGAAUGCUCCAUCAAUUUCAUGGUCGGAGAGCUAUACUAUAACAAAGGCAUAAAUCGCCGCAAUGAUCCAAUUGGUAGAAACGAUUACAAUGACAAGGAUAUGCCGACACGAUCGAGGUGUAAGGUCCGCUGGUCGCGUCGUCCUUUACAACCGAAUGAGCGGUGA
This is a messenger RNA of Alternaria burnsii, 420 nucleotides long. RefSeq lists its product as uncharacterized. The transcript is spliced from 2 exons. Bases 1 to 420 code for a protein of 139 amino acids. Lineage: Eukaryota; Fungi; Ascomycota; Dothideomycetes; Pleosporales; Pleosporaceae. The record is from RefSeq and is a predicted model, not a curated record.